This is a messenger RNA of Hevea brasiliensis (rubber tree), 1514 nucleotides long. Its product is annotated as mRNA-decapping enzyme-like protein. NCBI's taxonomy places the organism in Eukaryota, Viridiplantae, Streptophyta, Magnoliopsida, Malpighiales, Euphorbiaceae. The transcript is spliced from 8 exons. The annotation marks the transcript as partial. The record is from RefSeq and is a predicted model, not a curated record. Gene Ontology annotation, molecular function: enzyme activator activity; mRNA binding. Gene Ontology annotation, biological process: positive regulation of catalytic activity; deadenylation-dependent decapping of nuclear-transcribed mRNA; deadenylation-independent decapping of nuclear-transcribed mRNA. Gene Ontology annotation, cellular component: P-body.
AAUAAAAAAGUGUCUCAAAACGGCAAAUUGAUGCCCAAUCUAGACCAACACAGCACAAAGCUCCUUAACUUAACAGUUCUUCAACGAAUUGACCCUUUUGUCGAGGAAAUUCUCAUCACUGCUGCUCACGUCACCUUCUAUCAGUUCAAUAUCGAACUCAGCCAAUGGAGUCGCAAAGACGUGGAAGGAUCUCUCUUUGUCAUCAAGAGGAAUACACAGCCUCGUUUUCAGUUCAUCGUGAUGAACCGGCGGAAUAGAGAUAAUUUGUUUGAAAUUCUUUUGGGGGACUUUGAGUAUGAGGUCCAGGUUCCAUAUCUCUUAUAUCGAAAUGCUGCCCAAGAAAUGAAUGGCAUUUGGUUCUACAAUGCAAGUGAAUGUGAAGAAGUUGCAAAUCUUUGUAGCAGCAUACUUGGUGCCUACUUCAAAGUUCCUCAGAAGUCAAAGGUAUCACCAACUAAAAGUGAUUUUGAGGAACUGGAAGCUGUACCAACUAUGGCUGUUAUGGAUGGUCCUCUGGAGCCACCAGCAUCAACUGCUUCCAAUGUCACUGAUCUGCCAGAUGAUCCGGCCUUUGUGAACUUCUUUAGUACAGCAACGACUUUUGGGAAUGCUUCAAAUGUGACAGCUGUUGGGCAACCUCGCCGAUCUUCAACUCUGGUCCCUUUACCUUCCCAUCCAGCUAGUGUACCCACUGCCACUGUGCCAAGCUUGCAAAUACCAUCUCCUUCCUUGUCACCAUCUACUCCUUUAAUGGCAAUCCUCGAUGUCCCUCAUGCCAAAAGCACCGGCAACCAAACCACUAAUCUUGUAAAGCCUUCUUCAUUUUUUGUUCCUCCACCGUUAUCUUCUGCACGGAUGAUGCCGCCUGUCUCUUCAUCCAUUCCUACUGCUCCACUUAAUCCUACUGUGAGUCUACGAUGCCCGUAUGGAGCUCCAUUGCUUCAACCAUUUCCACCACCCAAUCCUCCACCAUCUCUCACUCCUGCCUCUGUUCCUACUGCAAAUUAUGGACCAGUUAUUAGCAAAGAUAAAGUUCGAGAUGCACUUCUGGUGCUUGUUCAGGACAAUCAAUUUAUUGACAAAGUGUAUCGAGCACUGCUGAAUGCACACCAUUCUUGAUCAAUUGGAAUGGGUCAUCACCAUCCAAUCGUAGGAGUUUUUGUUCUGUGUAGCACUUUUUUCCCACCAAGUGGAGAGCAUAUCAGUAUAGCAUUUUGCUCAGUUUGAUGACCAAACUCAUCUUAAUAUAUAUCAUUUGUCUUUUUAUUUUUUCUGAUGCUGAUUAAUACAUUCCAAUAUUUGGUCAUUCCACACUUGUGUUCAUAGGAAUCGUUGUAGUUGCUAACCUUAGCAAGCCACUGAUGCCUAGUGAGCUUGGCUAUUGAUUUUCUUUGUGGUGAUCUCAGGGCUGUAUCUAUUUCCUUUAGUUGUUUGCACUGUAUAUUUUAUUGUGCAUUUCCAAACAAAAGAAUGUGAAUGGGAAUAAAUAAUAAAAUAUAUUCUUUUGCUAGUAA